AUGAUACUAGAUUCAGUUGGCUGGCGGUUGAGUACUAUACCGGGAUGUUGGGCGGAGCAACAGGCGGUGAGGCGGCAGAAACCGGCGGAAAUCCAUCCAAAUCCGUUGAGACCGAAAGACGAGAGUUUGGGAUUCUUUGGAUGCCGCGAAGAUCUCCCUCUCUGUUCCCCUAAAUUCAAGGUUUCUGUCAAUCUUCUUCUCACUCUCCUUCUCUUCCUCCCCGACAUCCCUCUUCCUAGUCCUUCUCCGCUUCCUCCUCCCCUUCUUCCCGCCACCCCUACCGCCGGGUCAUGCACCGUCUUUGCGGCCCUCUCGCCUGACCUCGUCAUCCCCAAAGUCCGCAUACCCCAGAGAACCCCAGAUCAGCCGGUUCUCUUUCCCCCACCUGAAAACCCCCUCUCCACCACGACCACCAUGUCCCUCUUCUCCUACGUCGCCUCGGGCAUCAGCUCCUUCGUCGUCUUCACGCUCUCUCUCUUCGCCCUCGGCCAAAAAGUUCCCCGCGCCGCCUUCGUCGCCCGGUGUCUCGCCGCCUAUGGCUCCCUCCUCCUCUGCGCCACCUACGGCGUCGUCGCCUCAAUUGUGCUCCGGAUCGCUGGCUACGGCCGCAUCUCGCAAUAUGCCACCGCGCGCAGUUUCAAGUGGGUCAUGCGCUACACCACCGGCGUGACUUUCAACAUCAUCGAAGGUGCUGAACACCUGAACACCCGACCCGCCGUGUUCAUCGCAAACCACCAGUCCGAACUGGACGUGCUCAUGCUCGGCUACAUCUUCCCUCCGUACUGCAGUGUCACGGCCAAGAAGUCCCUCAAAUAUAUUCCCUUCCUCGGCUGGUUCAUGUCCCUCUCUCGCACCGUCUUCAUUGAUCGUGCCAACCGCGAAACGGCUGUCAAGGCCUUUGAUAGUGCUGCCGAUGAGAUGCGCAACCAUCGCCAGAGCGUCUUUAUCUUCGCCGAGGGCACGCGCAGCUACUCUGAUACUCCGGAACUGUUGCCCUUCAAGAAGGGUGCGUUCCAUCUUGCGCUGAAGGCGGGUGUGCCAAUUGUGCCGGUGGUUACGGAGAAUUACUCGCAUGUGCUGUCUCCCCGGAACAUGAGGUUCGAGCCGGGCACGAUCAAGAUCAAGGUCCUCCCCCCAAUCAGCACGGAAGGUCUCACGACCGCCGACAUCGACGCUUUGACCAAGUCCACGCGAGAGUCCAUGCUCAAGGCCCUACUCGAGUUGGCCGACAAGGACAAGCAGGAGGUGGAUUCGACGGUUGCCGCGAACGGCAAGUCCACUGCUGUGGAGCUGUAG
Aspergillus luchuensis is the source of this 1296-nucleotide messenger RNA. RefSeq names its product 1-acylglycerol-3-phosphate O-acyltransferase SLC1 (gene SLC1). The record is from RefSeq and is a predicted model, not a curated record. NCBI's taxonomy places the organism in Eukaryota, Fungi, Ascomycota, Eurotiomycetes, Eurotiales, Aspergillaceae. Gene Ontology annotation, molecular function: 1-acylglycerol-3-phosphate O-acyltransferase activity. Gene Ontology annotation, biological process: phosphatidic acid biosynthetic process. The transcript has 3 exons. Gene Ontology annotation, cellular component: endoplasmic reticulum; membrane. The coding region runs from base 1 to 1296 and encodes 431 amino acids.